UCUAAAUGACAUUGUAUGUAUAUUGUUGCAGCACCUGUUACUGUGUGCCAAGGAGCGGAGUUGACUCUCCAGUGUGAUGCUGAUGAAACAAUUGUGGUAGCCGAGGCUACAUAUGGUGAUAUAACUUGUGAAGGUGACAUCCGUGCAAGCCCGUCUACAUGUACAGAUGACGGCGCCACUGACAGUGCCAAGAAAUUGUGUGAUGGCCAAAUAUCUUGUAAAAUCACAGCUAAUGAUGCAGCUUUCGAUACCACUUCAUGCACUGAUAAGACGGAAAACUUGAUGGUCAGAUAUAAAUGCAAAGAUAAUAGAGCUGUUGCACUUUUUGGGGAAACUGCAGAAAUAAGUUGUCCAACUGGUUCACAGAUUGAGAUUACAAAACCUCUUUGUACCACUUCACCAUGUACCCCUGAUAUCCCAACUGACUGUAAUGGAAAGACAGAAUGUACUGUUGCAGGACCGACGAUGGCAUUUGUUGAUGGGACUUGCAUGGAACAGCGAAUUAAAGUCGAGUGGAAAUGUAACACGGCUAAAUGAACAGAUCUCCAUUCAUACAUUUUGUACCGCUUCUGAAAAAAAGUAAAAAAAAAAAGAAUAUAACAAUUGUAAUGCCUUAUUAAAGUGUGUUUUUCGUUUUUGCUGAAAUAAACAAAACAUCAUAAUCA
Mytilus californianus (California mussel) is the source of this 665-nucleotide messenger RNA. RefSeq lists its product as uncharacterized. Gene Ontology annotation, molecular function: carbohydrate binding. Lineage: Eukaryota; Metazoa; Mollusca; Bivalvia; Mytilida; Mytilidae. The transcript has 2 exons. Bases 16 to 537 code for a protein of 173 amino acids. The record is from RefSeq and is a predicted model, not a curated record.